This is a messenger RNA of Mycena indigotica, 1101 nucleotides long. RefSeq lists its product as uncharacterized. NCBI's taxonomy places the organism in Eukaryota, Fungi, Basidiomycota, Agaricomycetes, Agaricales, Mycenaceae. The transcript is spliced from 5 exons. The coding region runs from base 1 to 1101 and encodes 366 amino acids. The record is from RefSeq and is a predicted model, not a curated record.
AUGCAGAGAAUUUCGGAGCGGCAUCGAAAGUUUGGGCAGAAAGUUCGGCUUUUGACCCUCAUUCGCAACAAAACUGGGUUGGAUAUGGAGAUGACCGCUCAGCCAACUCAGGCGCAUCCUGGUUUCUACCAUUUCCGACUAAGCGCCCCGCCUCUUCCACCUCAUUUGGCCGGCCAUGCCAACUCCAACCCAUCGUUGCCACCUCCUCAGUUUACCCCUACCAGUUUGAACGAUACCUUCCCAACGACGGGCGUCUCCCUUGGCUCAACUCGGGCGACCAAGGCUCCCUACGGUAGCGGCGAGGAUGAUGCGUAUACUCUUGUAUUUCCCAGUUUGGACGCUUUCAUGGAAUGGAAAGCAAAGGAGGAAGAGAACAACGUCGUCGAAUUCGUCAAGGGAGAUACGCAUGGAAGUAAAGCUGUCCCGCCACGUUUCAAGGAGCAUACCAAGCUUGUCUGCGCGAGGCAUUCAAGAAGUGGGCGAAAGAAGUACGUCAAGAAACAUCCAGAGCGUGUUCGCAAAGUGCCCAGUCGCAAGCUGGACGGCAAAGGGUGUGGCGCGUCGAUAAGCUACAAGACCUAUUUCGAUUCAGAGGAGGUACGGGCUUGUUAUAUUUCGGAGCACUCGCAUGAGAUUGGCCCUGCAAAUCUUGCAUUCACGCGGCGUGGACGAAGGCUCGCGCUUCACCAAGAUGCUCGCAAAGCGAAGACGCCAACCCCAAGUGGAUCUAAUUCGAUGGCAAUGCCUCCACCACCUAUGCUUCCUCCCGCUCCCGGUGUCAUUUAUCCUCCGCCAAUGAUGGUCCCUUGGCCAGGAGGGUCGCUUCCGCAAGACAGAUGGGAGAAUCUGGCCCAGCUUUUCCAUAGCGUCCGUGAGCACGCCCGGACUUUUGAAUUUCCUAUGGGUAGCGUGGCUGCGCUUGAAUCUGUCCUCGUUCGCCUUUUGUUGGAGAGCCCCGUUCAGCCAGGAGCUCUCCAUGUGCCUCCUGUACCAGGUCAAAUCCCUGGCCCAAAUCCAUCGCAGCAACAACAACAUGACCCAAAUAUUCAACCAAAUCUUGGAGAAAGUGGUCCGGGCAGUGAUUCUAGCGACGACGCAUGA